AUGGUCAAGAUCAUUGUGUCUGUCUUGUCCGCCGGUGUCGCGUCUGCUUUCGGCACCAUCUCCGAGUUUCCGACAGAGAUGACCAGUCUUAUGGAUCAAACCGUGGAUCCGUGCACCGACUUCUAUUCGUAUUCGUGCGGGACGUGGUACAAUAAGACCACCCUCCACAGCAACGCCGUUAUCAAUAUGUUCACCGUGACUGCGGCUGCGUCGGACAAGGUGAUCGAAAAGUUGUUAAGCGCCAAGCUGCCCAAACUCGCCGAGUUCUGCUGGGCUCUGUGGGGUGGCUCGAUAACACAACUCGGGCCAACGUUACGACCAAGUUGUCCAAGCUUACCCACCUCUUGGGGGGAGCCUAAGAACCGCAAGACGUACUCCACCUUGACGUUUGACCCCAAGGCUUACAUUGCCAACCUGAACAAGGUAUCUGCGUUCGAUACUGCGUUCAACCUAGCUCAGAUCAACACUGCCGUGGACAAGCAGAUUUGGGAGACUACUGCGCACGACGUGAAUGCGUGGAACCAGAGGGCGACAAACACGCUCGUGUUUCCCGCCGCCAUCUUGCAGCCCCCGUUCUACUAUGCCAUGGCGGACCCGUCGGUGAACUAUGCUGCCAUUGGCAGUACCAUCGGCCACGAAAUCACCCACGGCUUCGACCACAACGGUGCCCUCGUUAUCGACAGCGACGGCAACCUCAAUCGGUUGUGGUCGGCAACCGUGACGAAUACUUUCAACGAAAAAGCCAAGUGCUUCAUCGAGCAGUAUGGGUCCAUGGAAGUCAAGAACGAGCUCACGGGUGAUUUGCUCGGCAAGUUGGACGGCAAAUUGACAUUGCGGGAAACCAUCGCCGACAAUGGGGGCCUCAACACGGCAUACCGGGCGUACCGGGACUACGUGCACGCUGAGGCCGAAGCCACCAAGUACACCAAGGAAACAGGCGAAAAGACGUUUUGGAUCUCGCACGCCCAAUUGCGGUGCGCAAAGAACAGCGACGAGUACCUCCAGUUUCUGCUCACCGACGAACACCCCCCUGGUCGCCACCGCUUGAUCGGGGCAGUUCAAAACUCGGUCGAUUUUGCCAAAGUGUUCAACGCACCCAUGAACCCGACCAAGAAAUGUUCAGAAUUGCAUACCAAUUUCAUACGCUUUUGGCACAGUCUCCUCGUGUCUUCAUCGUUCAUCGUUUACUUUUUGUAA
This is a messenger RNA of Aphanomyces astaci, 1197 nucleotides long. RefSeq lists its product as hypothetical. The transcript has 3 exons. Gene Ontology annotation, biological process: protein processing. Lineage: Eukaryota; Oomycota; Saprolegniomycetes; Saprolegniales; Verrucalvaceae. The record is from RefSeq and is a predicted model, not a curated record. Gene Ontology annotation, molecular function: metalloendopeptidase activity. Bases 1 to 1197 code for a protein of 398 amino acids. Gene Ontology annotation, cellular component: plasma membrane.